AUGUUAAAAUCGGUUGUAAUCAGACUUGAUAGAAAAGUCACAGAACAAGAGAAGGAAAUUAUUGAUUUGAAAGGGCGAUCCAUGAAAAACAAUAUCCUUAUACAUAACCUGGAAGAAGAAGAAGGCGAAGAUCUAUUCAGCAAAAUCCCCCGCCUGCUAAAUGAACACCUAGAUAUAGACGGAAUAGAGUUCGUUAAUAUCCAUAGGAAUGCGGGGGACAGAAGGCAAGGAGAUAAGCCCCGAGUUAUAACAGGCCGGUUAGUGAGAUUUGAGAACAAAGACCGUUUACUAAAACAACAGAGAAAAAAGAAAGAUGAAGGGAUUACUCUACCAUUCUAUAUCACCCCCCAGUCACCAGUUCAAGUUAACGAAACUCGCAGAAAACUGGUUGAACUCAACAGCAAAUAUUGGAGUGAAAAUAUCAAAACGAGAGUUGUUGGGGACAAAUUGGUUUUCCCGAAUGGGUCUGUUUACAGAUAUAAAGUGAAGACACCAAACGCCGAGGAAAUUCUACAACUUGACCAGAAAGAACAACAGAAACUAGAGGAAAUUGAAGUUAAACGCUCUAACACUCACACAGAAUCAGGAAACCAAAUUAGCGCUGCUGCAGUUGAGGUAGAGACAUAUGCAAAAGUUCGGAACUUCUACAGGAAAAUUUCCAUGGAUCCAGUUUAUGGGCGUGCAAAUCACAAUAUACUGGUAUACCGUUUUAAAGACAAUUCUGGGACUAUACAUGACGGAUACUGUGACGACGGCGAAUUUGGAGCUGGAAGGAAAAUGCUAAAAAUUCUACAAGAUGAAAACUUUACAAAUGUAUCAGUUGUGAUAUCGCGCAUGAUGGGAAAACAUCUUGGUCCGAAACGCUUCGACAUAAUGGAGAAAGCGUUAUUUGACGCCCUCAAAGAACUUCGAUAA
Molecule: messenger RNA, 915 nt
Organism: Saccostrea cuccullata (small rock oyster)
Lineage: Eukaryota; Metazoa; Mollusca; Bivalvia; Ostreida; Ostreidae
Exons: 1
Coding region: 1-915 (304 amino acids)
Biological process (GO): GCN2-mediated signaling; regulation of translational initiation
Cellular component (GO): cytoplasm
Source: RefSeq, a predicted model, not a curated record